Cordyceps fumosorosea ARSEF 2679 is the source of this 1443-nucleotide messenger RNA. RefSeq names its product methoxy mycolic acid synthase 1. NCBI's taxonomy places the organism in Eukaryota, Fungi, Ascomycota, Sordariomycetes, Hypocreales, Cordycipitaceae. The record is from RefSeq and is a predicted model, not a curated record. The coding region runs from base 1 to 1443 and encodes 480 amino acids. The transcript has 4 exons.
AUGGCUCUGUUUCCCUCGCUCCCUGCUGUCAUCACAGCUCCGGCGACCCGCGCCGUCGAGGCCGCUCGGGGCGCCGUUGGCGGUUUUACAUGGAAGCCGGCCCUCUCCAUCGCCCGGCCCACGUUGCUCUCCAUUCUCUCCAAAAUCGAAGUCGGCACGCUUCUGCUGGUCGACGAGCCCGCCGGUACUCGUCAUGUCUUUGGUCAGAAGCUUGACGGCACCGCCGAUCUCUCCGACGUCGAGGCCAGCGCAACCCGCCGCGCAACGACUGUGCCUCGUGUCGAGGUUAUUGUCAAGAAUGAUGCUUUCUGGAUGCGCUUAUUUCUUUUCGGCGACAUGGGAUUUUCGGAAGCGUACAUGCUCGGUGACUUGGAAUGUCAGGACCUGCCGUCUUUUUUUCAACUCUUCAUCGCCAACAGAGACCGACUAGGGAACGGCGCGACUUGGAUAUCCAGUGUCUCGGCCGCAGUUUCAGCCAUUGCUCGUGCCAAUAACGCUCUGGGCAACGCACUUCUCAACAUCUCCGCUCACUACGACAUAAGCAACGACAUGUUUGCCGCCUUUCUCUCCCCCGACAUGACUUAUUCUUGUGCCGUAUGGGAACGGCUGGACGACAUCACCAAGACGGACAGCACAGAGUCACUAGAGAGUGCGCAGCUCCGAAAACUCCACCGCUUCAUCGAAGGCUGCAAGCUGAAAUCCGACGACCACGUCCUCGAGAUUGGCACAGGAUGGGGCUCCUUUGCCAUAGAGGCCGUUUCCAAGACGGGAUGCCGCGUAACCAGCCUAACACUUUCCAAGGAACAAAAGUCUCUGGCGGAAGACCGGAUACAGGCAGCCGGGUUGCAAGAUCGCAUCACGGUGCUGCUGUGCGACUAUAGAGAGCUAGAGCUACCUGAUGGAAAGCGAUUUGAUAAGAUUGUCUCCAUCGAGAUGCUCGAAGCUGUUGGGAGGGAAUACUUGGCGACAUACUUUGGUUGCAUUGAUAAGCUGCUCAAGGAAGAUGGUGGCGUCGCCAUGUUUCAGUGCAUUACAAUGCCAGAAGGUCGAUGCGAUACGUAUGCAAAGACAGAAGACUUUAUUUCACAUUACAUUUUCCCCGGAGGCUAUCUCCCGUCGACUACAGAGCUUCUCAAUCACAUCACAACGCAGUCCAAGGGCACACUUAUUGUCGAGAACAUUGAAAAUAUUGGUGGGCACUAUUCCAGGACACUGCGCUUGUGGCGCGAGCAAUUUAUGGACACGUUUGAGAGCAAGAUUCGUCCAGCCCUCCUCCGGCAGCAUCCGGACAUGACAAAAGAGGCUAUCAGCGUCUUCAACAGGAAGUGGGAGUACUACUUUACCUACUGCGAGGCAGGGUUCAUCACAAAGACCCUCGGCGACGUCAUCAUCACCGUAGGACGCGAGCGAACACUUGAAUUCAUGGAGGGCAUUCCCCUGUAA